Molecule: messenger RNA, 1701 nt
Organism: Verticillium alfalfae VaMs.102
Lineage: Eukaryota; Fungi; Ascomycota; Sordariomycetes; Glomerellales; Plectosphaerellaceae
Product: sugar transporter STL1
Exons: 7
Coding region: 118-1701 (527 amino acids)
Biological process (GO): carbohydrate transport; transmembrane transport
Cellular component (GO): membrane
Molecular function (GO): carbohydrate:proton symporter activity
Source: RefSeq, a predicted model, not a curated record
ACUCUUAACUUGUGGACCGUUUCUAGUGGACCUGGCGAUCCUCAAGCCUUUCACAAACGCAUCCUACUGUCGACUUUGUUUUUCCGACACAAGAUUGAAUCUUAUCCAUCAGACACCAUGGGUAUUGGGGACAAGUUCUUCGGCCUACGUGGCAAAAAGCUAGGAUGGAUGAUCGGCUUCUGUGCUGGCAUGGACUUUCUGCUGUUCGGUUAUGAUCAAGGUGUAAUGGGUGGUAUACUGACGCUGAGGAUUUUCUUGGACCAGUUCCCUGAAAUUGACCCGGAUACUGCCACGAAUGCCGCUGAGUCGAGUACUCGUGCCACACACCAAGGCAUCUCGAUCGCAAGCUACAACCUCGGUUGCUUCUUCGGCGCCAUCCUUGCCAUCUUCAUCGGAAACCCCUUGGGUCGCAAGCGUAUGAUCAUCCUCGGCACGGCCAUCAUGGUUGUCGGCGCCGCUCUGCAGGCUUCAGCCUUUGGCAUUGCUCACCUGAUUGUUGGUCGCAUCAUCACCGGUCUCGGCAACGGCAUCAACACGUCGACGGUGCCCACGUGGCAAUCAGAGACGUCAAGCUCCCACAAACGCGGGAAGAUGGUCAUGUUCGAGGGUGCUCUUAUCACCGCUGGUAUCAUGAUUAGUUACUGGAUUGACCUUGGGUUCAGCUUCGCUGCUGGUAGUGUCGCCUGGCGUUUCCCUCUGGCCUUUCAGAUCUUCUUCUGCAUUCUCAUUCUUGCCACUGUCUGGAAGCUUCCUGAGUCGCCCCGGUGGCUCAUGCUCAAGGGCCGCGAGCAUGAUGCAAGGGAGGUGAUCUCAGCGCUGGCUGAUCUUCCCAUGGAUCACCAGUUUGUCGAGAACGAAUUUACGUCCAUUAAGGAGACUGUCGCCGAGAUGUCCAAGGGUUCCUUCAAGGACUUGUUUUCCAACGACGAGAACCGCCAUUUGCACCGUGUUGUUCUGGCCUACGUCAACCAGAUGUUCCAGCAGCUCGGCAUGUCGCCUUUCAUGUCCCGCCUUCUAGCGGCUCUCAACGGAACUGAGUACUUCCUCGCCUCGCUGCCUCCAAUCUGGCUCGUCGAGCGCGUCGGUCGCCGCAAGCUCAUGCUUUUCGGCGCAGCAGGCCAGGCCGCGACCAUGGCCAUCCUGACGGGCGUCAACUCACAGGAUGGCACCGCAUUCAAAAUUACCGGAAUCGUGUUCCUCUUCAUCUUCAACACCUUCUUCGCCAUCGGCUGGCUCGGCAUGACGUGGCUCUACCCGGCCGAGAUUGUGCCGCUGCGCAUCCGCGCGCCCGCCAACGGCUUCAGCACGUCGGCCAACUGGAUCUGGAACUUCAUGGUCGUCAUGAUCACGCCUGUCAGCUUCAACGACAUUGGACACUACACGUACCUCAUUUUCGCCGUCAUCAACGCCAUCAUCGUGCCCGUCGUCUACUUCUUCUACCCGGAAGCGGCCUUCCGCUCGCUCGAGGAGAUGGACGCCAUCUUCCAAAAGGCCAAGGGCGCCGCCGGCUGGUUCUCCGUCGUCAAGAUUGCGCACGACGAGCCGAGGCGCUAUGGCAAGAACGGCGAGCUUCUGAUCGAUCACGACGACGCUGAGGAGAAGGGCCGCCACAUGCACCACUCGGUCGACGGCAGCGAUUCGCGGUCCGCCGACGGCAUGUUCAACCGCGUGGACGACGAGCGCAAGCGCAGCGAGAACUAG